GUUUUCUGUGGAAGAUCGAGGAGGAGGUUUCUUGUCGUAUUUUCAAGCUCCGAUGUGCGAACGAUGUAUGCGUAAGGAGGCGUGCCUUAGAUAACGCGACAGAGGAGCCAGAGGAGGGGGUCGAGGUGGCUCUCAUCAGAAUGGCUCCUUAAUGGAAUAAAGGGAAGCCCCACGACAUGAGCAGCCUCGACUCCAGGGGGGGAAACCUGCUGCUGGCACUGAGUUGGCCCUGUUAGUCUGGCACUGGCACUCGUAGCUCUCUGGCGGUGGCACUCUCGGCGCUUGUGACUUGGCCCAGGUAGUUUGUCACUGGCACUCGCGGCUCUCUGGCACUGGCACUAUAGGCUCUCGUGAGGUUACCAUGGCAGGCAAAGCGAGUACUCGGAUCCUCCUGGUGACGGCCAACAUCGCCUCGUGCUUUGAACAGCCUGACACCAUGCUGAAACCAUGGAUCACAGAAUUUUUAAAGACUGUUGAGGACCAUGAGCCACAGUUCAUUGCGCUCCACUGCCAGGAAGUUGGAGGAAAGAAUUAUGAAGAAAGUAUGCAGCAUGUUGAGCAUUUUGUCAGGUCACUGCUGAACAGAGGGACUAUGUUACCAUAUGACAAGAUUAGAGUUUUCCUAGAUGAGGAGUACGAGUCUGCCGAAAAGUUCACUGCCCUGGGUAAUCUUUACUUCAUCCAUCAAAACAUUCAAGAUGUACAGAUUUGGGAUUUUGAAGAGAAAAGAUUUACCGACUGUGUAGACAGAAGAGAGUACUCAGGUAAUAUAGAGGAUGUGCCAAGUAAGGAGAAGUCAAAGUUCCCACAAGAGUUCUUCCCCGAGUGCAAGUGGUCUCGGAAAGGUUUCAUGAGAACGAGAUGGUGUUUAAAUGGUACCAAGUUUGACCUUGUGAACAUCCAUCUAUUUCAUGAUGCAUCAAAUUUCAUUGCCAUGGAGGAGUUUCCAUCAGUAUACAGCCUCAACAGAAAGAGAGCAUUGGAACACACAUUAGACAGAUUCCAUAAUGAUGGCUUUGAAAAUGUUCCUCUCUUCAUAUUUGGUGACUUCAACUUUAGGGUGAACACUCAUGGGGUUGUGCAGUCUUCAUAUGUCAGUUAUUCAGAUUGUUAUAUGGUGGACAGAGGCAAGCCCUGUCAGCCACACAUACUUACCGGAGCAGAGGCCAAGGGCAUCCCAAAUUCUUCCAGAGGCAAUGAAAACUUGACAAAUGGGUGCACACCAGAGGAUGCUGAAUUACCCAACACUGGUGAGAAGGCAAAGGAGUACAAGGACAACAAGGGCAAGGUGCAGCUAAUCAUUUCUAAGAAGACCUUCAGGCACUCUGAGCACGACACAAUAUUUCUCAAGGAUAACGGCAGCUUGCUAAAAGAGUUUGAUCAGGAAAUUGACCAGUUCAAGGAAAGAUUAACAGAGUUUCCGAUCAGCUUCCCUCCAAGUUAUCCAUUUGAGGAAGGUGCUGGUGGCAAUGGCUCACACUACAUGAAGACCAGGUGUCCCUCUUGGUGUGAUAGGAUCAUCCUUGACAAAGCAGCCAAAAAACUAGUGGAUUCAAGUAAUGGGAAGGUGGCAUACAAUCUCAUUGGCUUGGAUGUGACAAUGGGUGAUCACAAGCCUGUGGGUCUUUGUUUGGAGGUGGCCAUGGGAGCAGGUAUAGUGCCGUGUUGCUCUCCUGAUGCACCGUGCCGUAACUUUGUGCAUGAACCUGAUGCUCAGUGUUUUGUGCAGGCGGGUUGGUGCCUGUGUCAGUCAUACCCAGCCUGCCCGAGACCUGUAGUCAAGUCUGUGUGCCCCAACAGUAGUACCCUGUCCUCUCUCCCAGGCCAGGUUCUCCCCAUGAGCCAAGCGGCUGCAUGUGUUAACCCGGUAAGGGUAGACGUUGCUCCUGCCCCACUUAGUGUCUGCAGUCCUGGACCAUGUUCGGUGCCUCAGUGUGUUUGUAGUGCUGGUGCUAGUGAAGAGAAAAUCUCACACCAUUGUCAUUGUGGCCAUCCGUCAAGAGAACAGCCAGUCAGACCAGCAGGUGGAGUCGAAUCACGUGACCUUUUAAGAAAUCUUUUAAUGCUUGGUGGAAAUAGUACAAACAAUCAAGCUGUUGACGGACACGAACAGUUACUGAAAAGAGUAAACUCUGCACCUAACACCGCAAUAUCUCCACCAAGAGUGUAUCAUCAUGCCCCCUUAAUAUCUUCUCAUUCCUUGGACACUGGAUGCUGUUUGCAUCACACAUAUCCUCCUCCUAAACUUCGCCUCAGAGCAAGUUCCUCCAGGUUGAUUUCCCAUCACAGUUCCUCCACAGAAGAAUGGUUUGAAGAAGUUCCUGUGCCUGAUCCUUCAUUUGGCACAGGAGAAACAGACCUGCAGUGCAGAUCAGUUCAGUCCACACAUGCAGAGACUGCAGGGCAGGUGAACCCACCAGUCGAGCUUAAUUUAUGUGUUAGUGUGGAUAAGCCACCCCCUCAGCAGUCUGAGGAAAGCCAUCUUGAAGACACUCAUUCAUGGUCAUCAAUUACACAUACUGGUACUUUAGAGGAUUCAGGAGGCAGCGGGGCUGAGAGUGCAGGUGUAGACAGCAGAGAUGGCAAUUGCAAAGAAGUUGAUGAAGUAAGCAACAGACAGGUGAGCACAGAGCAGCACUCUCUCAACAAUCUGCUUCUCACCGACAGUUGUGAUCGCCUUUCUGCCAAGCAUUUAAAUCAAUCAGAAUCAAGCUUAAGUUGUACUCAAUACAGUGAAGACAGUGCAUCUAGCAUGGGACGACCACUUAAAGAUGGAGAGACAGUCUCUCAGGCCCCAACCUUUGACAUUGCAGACUUAGAUUCUGGUGAUAUUAGUUCCGCAAAACAUAAUAAAAAGUGCCAAAAAUCUAGCCACAAACCCCAAGUUGCUGUGAUGCUGUGCUGA
Molecule: messenger RNA, 2905 nt
Organism: Penaeus monodon (black tiger shrimp)
Lineage: Eukaryota; Metazoa; Arthropoda; Malacostraca; Decapoda; Penaeidae
Gene: 5PtaseI
Exons: 15
Coding region: 362-2905 (847 amino acids)
Biological process (GO): phosphatidylinositol dephosphorylation
Molecular function (GO): inositol-polyphosphate 5-phosphatase activity
Source: RefSeq, a predicted model, not a curated record